Moesziomyces antarcticus is the source of this 423-nucleotide messenger RNA. RefSeq lists its product as uncharacterized. The transcript has 2 exons. Bases 1 to 423 code for a protein of 140 amino acids. The record is from RefSeq and is a predicted model, not a curated record. Lineage: Eukaryota; Fungi; Basidiomycota; Ustilaginomycetes; Ustilaginales; Ustilaginaceae.
AUGCAACGCGAGCUUCCGUUCCGCUCUGCUCGGUCCUUCGGUGCAUCGCGGCCGCUCGGAUCGCUCGGGACCUUGCAUCGAAGCAUGGGCCUCCUGCCGACCGCAUUCCUUAAUUUCGGAUCGGGCACGAUCAACAAGAUCGCCGCGCUGACGCUCGAUGGCACCCUCAGCAUUCCGGCCUCGGAACCGGCGCCGCCGCAACACGGGCCACAGAGAAGCCCCAGGGCAGCACAGCCCCUGCGUGCCUCCACACGCCGCUCCUCGCAGCUCAGUCGACACCGUCUCGACUUUGAUCUUCCAUCAUCCAUCCGGCUUGCUCGAGCGCGCUCACACUGCGAACUACUCUGUGGCCAGGCGUCUAUCCCGAAACAGGCUUAUCCGACCGACACCCUCGCCGCGCGCGCGCUCUCCGUCACAUCCUAG